GACCGCUCUAAGCUGUGAGCGCUCAUCUCUCCUCUCCUUCACCAGCGCGUAUUUUACUGUUGACAUAGAAACUUUGAAGAGGUGAGAGGCAAAACGUCAAAACGCCAACAAAUCACCGUCGACAGGGCGCGUCAACAAAUAAAAAAAAAAGGGGGGGGGAAGAAAAGAACCAUCAAGUCCGAAAAAGAAAAGCGGUGGAGCCGGGAGAAAGACGGAGCUAUGCCAUCUCCCGCCGAGGAGAGCCCAGUCCUCCUCUGUUGUGUGUCGGAGCUGCAGCAUGGUGUCUCUCUCUGGACUCUGGACCUACUGCCUCGCCCCCGGGAGACCUCAUCUCCUCUUCCUUUCCGCCAGACCGCUCCUGCUGCUUCUUUUACUAGUCGCCUUCUCCUCCCCGGAGUCCUGCUUCCCGCACCCUCAGCCUUGCCACAUCCUCGCCCGGAUAGGACACACCGUGCGCCUCGGUGCGCUCUUGCCGACCCGCCAGCCGGCACGGAUACAAAACGCGCUCAACCGCGCCCUGGCUAGCCUCCGGCACCAGAGUGGAGGGGCAGACUCCUCCACGACAGCCUCCCAAACACCUCCUCUGCUGCCCUACAACCUGAGCCUGGAGAUGGUGGCGCGAUCGCCCGCGGGAGGGGACCCGGAGUCGUUGUCCCGUAGCGCCUGCCAGGACCUGGUGGUCAGGGGGGUGUCCGCUGUGCUUGCCUUUCCCCGCUCCAGGGAAGAGCUGAUCCAAGUGGAGUUUCUCUCCUCUUUCCUGGAGAUCCCCUUCAUCUCCAUCCUGGAGGACACAGAACCCCUUGUGACUAAGAACCGAUUCCACCUGCAGAUGUCAGCCCGUGUGCCUCCAUCAACCCUAGGCAGCCUGCUGCUGGCGGUCCUGCAGGGGAGAGAAGGGGACAGGGACAGAGGAAGCCGGGGGGAAAGCAGCUGGGGAGGAGCAGCUGUGAUCUGCCCCGGGUGGGAGGAAGGGGGUGAAGGGUUGCUGUCUCACCUGCAGAUGCACAGCGGUUCUAACUGGCAUUUGUGGGAUAUCAUCAACAUGACCCUCAUCUCCGGGGGCGCGGAUAGAAGGGGGGAGACCAGGGAGGAGAAGAAAGAGGAUCAGAGGGAAGAGGAGGCUUUGAAGAUCCUCUCCACCCGUUUCCUGCGCUCCCCCUCUCCUAUCUCCUCCGUUCUCCUCCUGGGAUCUGACCCCGAGUGCCUCUCCUCCAUCCUGCGGGCCGCUCAGCGCCUCGCUCCAUUACUACCAGCACUGCAGUGGAUCAUGGGAUAUCCCUUGUCUCCAGAUUCGCUCCACACUCUGGGAGGUCCCCUUGGACUGUUAGCCUACGGGGAGGUGGGCCGCAAGCCGAUCAGCUUCUACAUCCGGGAUGCUUUGCAGUUGAUCGGCCGCGCAGUCACUACGGCGACCAUGGUGAGCCCGGACCUGGCGCUGAUUCCAAACGUGGUUAAUUGUUACGACAAACCAAACAAACAAGAGCUGCCCUCCUCAGGACAAUAUCUGGCCAGGUUCCUCUCCAACACUUCCUUCACCGGGGCCACAGGCCUGAUCCAGGUGGAUGCUGGCCUCUCUCGGGUCCUCACCUCCCAGCUGUUCCACGUGUGGAGCCUGAAGAGGGGUGCUCUUGGCCAGCCGGCCUGGGUGACUGUAGGCCAGUGGACCCGAGGCAGGCUGGAGCUAGAAGGGGGGAUCCUGGGACUGGUGGGAGGGUUCGGGAGCAGCCAGGGACAAGGUCUUGGAGCCGGGGUGAGGGGAGGGGACGGCCAGGGGGACAGUAACGCUGGAGGACGCUGGAGGCCGGGAGAAUCCGUUGAGGGACACCGCCUACGGGUGGUAACACUUGUGGAACACCCGUUUGUCUUCACACGGGAGGUGGAUGAGGAUGGAUUGUGUCCAGCUGGUCAGCUCUGUCUGGAUCCCAGAACCAACCGGUCCGACUUAAUCCAGAGCCUCUUCAACCAGCUGCACAACCCAAACACUUCAGUUGCCGACUGGGAGGGGAACGAACUACCGGAGGACCUGAGGAAGUGCUGCUACGGGUACUGCAUCGACUUGUUAGAGAAACUGGCCGAGGACAUGGGUUUCACCUUUGACCUUUACAUUGUGGGAGACGGGAAGUACGGAGCGUUGAGCGGGGCAGGGCGCUGGACGGGGCUGGUCGGGGACCUGCGGAGCGGAACCGCUGACAUGGCUGUCACCUCUUUCUCCAUCAACUCUGCCAGGAGCAGGGUCAUCGAUUUCACCUCGCCCUUCUACUCCACCAGCCUGGGCAUUCUGGUUCGUAGCCGGGACACUGCAGCCCCCAUUGGAGCCUUCAUGUGGCCUCUCCACUGGUCCAUGUGGGUGGGUAUUUUUGUCACGCUGCAUCUCACCGCGCUCUUCCUCACCUUGUACGAGUGGAACAGCCCCUUCGGCAUGACACCCCAUGGCAGGAACAGGCUGCGUGUAUUCUCCUACUCCUCCGCCCUCAAUCUCUGCUACGCCAUACUGUUUGGACGUACUGUCGCCACCAAGACUCCUAAAUGCUGGACCGGGCGCUUCCUGAUGAACCUUUGGGCCAUCUUCUGCUUACUGGUGCUGUCUAGCUACACCGCCAACCUAGCUGCGGUCAUGGUCGGGGAGAAGACCUUCGAGGAGGUCUCAGGAAUUCAUGACGACAAGCUGCACCAUCCAUCCCUGGGCUUCCGUUUUGGGACUGUGAGGGAGAGCAGCGCUGAGGAUUACAUGAAGAAGAGCUUCCCGGAGAUGCACGAGUACAUGAGACGCUUCAACCAGCCCACCACCCCAGAGGGCGUACAUAUGUUGAAGACAGAUCCUCCUGCCCUGGAUGCGUUCAUCAUGGACAAAGCCCUGUUGGACUUUGAGGUCUCUAUCGACGCGGAGUGCAAACUGCUCACUGUGGGGAAGCCUUUCGCUAUUGAAGGCUACGGUAUAGGCCUGCCCCAGGGCUCUCCUCUAACCCGCAAUGUGUCCGAGUUCGUGAGUCGCUACAAGUCUGACGGCUUCAUGGACAUGCUACAUGACAAAUGGUAUAAGGUUGUGCCCUGUGGGAAGCGAGUCUUUGCAGUCACUGAGACUCUACAGAUGGGGAUCCAGCAUUUUUCCGGCCUGUUUGUGCUGCUGUGUAUGGGGGUGGGUGGAGCCUUGCUGACCUUGGCAGGUGAACACACCUUCUAUCACCUGGUCAUCCCUCGCCUCCGGCGCACGCACACACUGCAGUACUGGCUGCACACCAGCCAGAAAAUCCACCGAGCCCUCCACACCACGUAUGAGGAUGUUGGAAAGGAGCUGACAGACCUCGACCAAAACCCCUCCUCUUGUAUCUCAGAGAACUGCACCCUACACAGGAAACAGCAUCAGCCUCCUCCCCCAUCUCCUCCCACAUCCCUCCCUGCUUCCACGACAGCUGGAGACACCUGCAACUCCUCACCAUCCCAUGAGCCCAAGGAGAAACGCGUGCACUUUGACCUGGAAACCCUCCACAGCUACCGCCUGCGCACACACACCGCCUCAGUGCGCGGCAGGCCUGGUAUGGUCGGCCGUCCUGGGCUCGGGUUAGGAGGGUGGGGGCUGGGCAGUUUUACCUCCCCUCCACAGAUUAGCCUCCAUGCUAACGGGGGCCCCGUCUGUUCACUGGCUUCCACAGGCUUGGUGCUCUCUCCCCUGGGCAGCAGGGCCGCUCAGACCAGCCUAUGGGAGGGGGAGCUCCACGACCUGCAGGGGAAGAUCGAGACGUUCCGCACCCAGCUGAGAGAGGCUCUGGCCAGGAGAGCAGAGAUCCAGAGCAGCCUGGAGAGAGAGAGGAGCGGACUUGUACGCAGGGAUACCAGUCUGGAGAGGGAAAGGGACAGACAGAGGAUACAAACUAUUAACACAGACAGAAGUAGCUCCACUCAGCCCAAACUCCCUGAAAGAGACCGGACCAGCCAACUGCAAACCCUGAAUAAUCAACAAACAGGGAGGGCUAACCAAUCAGGCGGUCCUGGGACUCUGGAGCACGGGAGAAGCAGCCAAUUAAACACAGUGAACAGUUUGGACAGAGGGAGAGCCAACCAGUUACGCUCUGUUAAUACUUUGACAGGAGAAAGGACUGUCCAAUCACGCACUUCCACCAGCUUGGAGCGAAGUCGAGUCAACCAGCCAGGGGCUGGAAACAUAACUGUCCAAUCACGGAACACUUCUAGCUUGGACAGACAGAUGGCUAACCAAUCACGCACUCUGAACACUUUGGAGAGUACAAAAGCCAACCAAUCAAGUGUAAGCAGUGGGACUUGAUUGUCUUUCUGAAGCCCCUGGUGUGUAGGAUCACGGAUGGAGUAGUACAGUUGGUACUUGCAUAGCCGUGGGAAGAUGGCUGUGUUGGAAUGGGUUACGUUUAGGGGACGCUUGCUAAAAAAAAUGACAGUAUAUGUUAACUCACACCAUUACUUACUGCAACCUAAUAAUUUUCACAAUCAGAAUUAUUUCCACACUCGCUUAAAAUCACAACUAAAAAAACAUUAACUGCAAUUCAAGAUCUUGUAAAAUGUCUAUAUUAUCCAUGAAUGCAAUGCAAUGUAAUCUUUUGGAAUGAAAGCCAAUAUAAUUUCAGCCAAAUCUCAGUAUACUUUCAGAAGAACCAGAUCAGAAAAACUGUGAUUAGCCAUGGGAAUAUGGGUAAUCUGGCAAUGCUAAAACCACUGUGCUUAUUGAGAAGACCUGGGGUUCACAUGAGGAACCGUCAACCACAGCUGUCUGACAAACACAAGACUAUCAUCUGAAUGCAAAUAAGGCCUGUUACACAGAGGAUUACAAGCACAUAGAGACAUCAGCGACAAGAGCACAGAAAAAUCAGUCAGCCCAAUGUGAAAAAAAACGCAAACAGAACUAUUUGAAAAUGCAGACGCGACAUCCGUGUACCAGUAGCACGAGAUAAAGACGCAAAAAACACAAUAUAUUUUGAGUAAUUCAAGUAAUAAUUUUCCCAAAAAUGUGAAUGACAAAGUAAGAAAACUGUGAAAAAAGACUGGUACAGCCCUAAAUCAAUGUACCAAAAGAUCCCAUGAAAUCUUUAUAAAAGGCCUUUUGUGUGUUGAUACCUUGUAUCAUUGUGUGUAUUGUCCCGCCAUCAAAACUACAACACUAAUACAGCUUUGUCAAAAAACGCAUUUUUGAAUAUUUUUGUAGCUAAAUCCCACCCUCAUGAAAUGUGUCAAACUAAAAAGGUCUUUUUGUAAACGGAGCGCUUUCCAAACAGACACUUUGAGAUGGUAAUUGUCCCCUGUGAUUUGAUGGGUUCUGCAUAAAAAAGGAUAUUAAGGCAGGAAAAUGCACAUUAACGGAAAACGGUUUGUUUCAGUAAAAUGGAUUCAAGCCAUUUAGACCCAAAUACACACAUCCAGCCCAUUUUAUGGCUGCUACCACACCAUUUAAAUAGUUUUCCUUAUUGUUACCUUGUGUCAUGAUCAGCAUAACGCAAGGUUUUCACAUACAGUAUUUUUUAAAGGGCAACUCCAGUGUUACACGUAAUGAUAAAUAGUCAUGAAGGGUAUAACUCAUUCAAUACAAUAGUAUACAUAAUGUCUUCUGUGGCUCUGAAAUGAGCUUCAAGUCUAAGAAAAUAAUCCCUAAUGACAAAUAAACAUUUGGACACUACAUGACUUUCCAAGAACUUAAAUAUAAAGGUGGGUAAAUUAAUUUGAGUUAACCCUCCUCCACAUCAAGUGCAAUAAAAAGAUCAUAUAGGGAAAUGUAGGAUCUAGCAUUUCUACCACUUUUGGCCCAUAAAUAUCAGGACUCUUGUUUGUCCCCCAACUUUGUGGAAGUGGAAUACUAAAUCAAUGCAGUACCCCUUUACAUCCUCGCCCUUUCUCUGUAUAGGGUGAAUUGUUUUUUGGGCAGAAACACAGCUGACCCAUCCAAUUACAGUACUUCCAGACUACAUUACAUUUAAUGUGUCCAUCAGUAGCUGCAGCAACAUGGGUCAGAGUUGCAAGUGUUAUUUGAUGGUCAGUGUUCAAAACUAAUUUUCCAAAGUGCUGUACUUGAUUUCUUGGUGGCAUCAUUUCAAAGAUGGUGGCUCUUUAGGUCACCUUCAGACUGUUAAUACUGGUAAUAAUGUAACAAUCCAUUGUGCUUGUAUAAAGUCCUGCAAAACUACAGAACAAAAUUAAAAUCUCAAAGUCAUUUGACUGAAUGUUUUAAUUAUCAACCCAAAUCCCCAAGCAGCUCCAAACAGUUACAUAUCUGCUUAUAUACGUGUGGCUCUAGCCAGUUAACAAGUGCCAUCAAUUUGGAAUGAAUUUGUUCACCGUAUUCAUAACUGAAGGAACGUAUCAUAAUUCUGGCAACAAUUUUGUGCUCGGUGAUUGUAUUGUGCAUGAAUUCACUACAAUUCCCUAGCUCAUUGCAGAUCGGGAAUCGGCUCCGAUAAAUGCUUUUUUUUAAUCAUUAUUAAUCAUUCAAAUAGAUUUACUCUUUCACUCUGUUUCCACUCCGAUAAAGCAUAAUCGUUUUUUCCUUCUACUAAAACAAAGUGAAGUAAGUUUCAUGCCCCAUGUCAGUGAAGAAGAGAGGUUGAGAGGUAGCCUGGGAAAACCCUGACGAACUUCCGGUAAAUUUGAGAUUUGCUCUGCCACUCUCAGUUACAACUGAGAAGGGUCUGGUGUCAGCCAGGCUAGUUGAGAGGUCGACUGUUGGGACUCCCAUUCAGUUAUUCAGUCAACCAGCAGAGGGAGCUGCCUCCCUGCUUCCCACGGCUAUGGACAACGGAGAGUUUAUGGAUUGAUGUUUCAUUCCGACAAAACCACUAAAAUAAAUAUGGCACUUUGUGCGGUUGUUCUCAAGCAACAGCAGAGGACCUGGGGAAAUAAGGCCUUUUAUGAAAUCACUCCAGCAUUAUACAAUGCGAUGUCACCUAAUAGUAUUGUGAUACUCAAUCUUGCGCGAGAACACUUUAAAGAGAUGCUGGGAAUUUCACUGGCCCACAGGUCUGAGACCCAGACAGUGAUACUACUAAAACAGAACUUUAUAAUGGUACUGAUGUACAUUUAAACGUUUCAAACUUUGCUGUGGUGUGAAGUGGUUGUGUUGACAUGCCAUGGUGUCUAUGAGGAAGAAAUAUAUAUUUUAGGUCUUUGACGAGAAAGAGCUUGUGGUACUGGAUAUUUAAACAAAUACUUUUAAAUUUACCCCUUAUAAAGAAAUUGUAUUAGCCUAUUAUUGAAUUUUAUCAUGAUCAUUCUCAUGUUUUGAAAUAAACAUUUAUAUACUUA
Molecule: messenger RNA, 7257 nt
Organism: Perca fluviatilis (European perch)
Lineage: Eukaryota; Metazoa; Chordata; Actinopteri; Perciformes; Percidae
Product: glutamate receptor ionotropic, NMDA 3B-like
Exons: 12
Coding region: 278-4279 (1333 amino acids)
Biological process (GO): synaptic transmission, glutamatergic; modulation of chemical synaptic transmission; monoatomic ion transport
Cellular component (GO): plasma membrane; postsynaptic membrane
Molecular function (GO): NMDA glutamate receptor activity; transmitter-gated monoatomic ion channel activity involved in regulation of postsynaptic membrane potential
Source: RefSeq, a predicted model, not a curated record